CCCACCGUAAAAGGGGGAAAAUCAAUCCCGACAGAACCAUAUACCUAGAGUCUCUAUUACCUUUGGCUUUCCUCUUUUUGAAGGACUUCUUUUCAACAAAACUUGCACUGAUUCUAUUAUGGUUCCUUUAUCCUUCAGGGACCAUUGCACCUCAGUUCUGAAUACCUCAUAAUUGAGACAAGGAACCCUAUAAUUUAGUGUAACACAUUGCUGAUCACUGAACGCAUGAUUCCUUACAUACAUGACAUGCAAGAAUUUAUUUGGAGUUAGGAACAUAGAACACAAGUUCUUUAUUGUAACUCAAAUGAGGGGUUGCUCGUUUCUGCUGCUAGCUCCAUAAUCAUAUUAUUUUUGGUAGAAUCCAUAAUCAUAUUAUUUAGAUGCAUAGCCGUAUAGUUCUUGAGCAAUAUGCUUUGAUUCUUGAUACCUGACUUAAUGAAACCAGAAAUCAGUAAGAUAGCUGACAUUGGCUUAUUAUUCUGUUGAUCGUUAGAUCACCUUUCCCCUCAAUAUGCUACUGAACCUUUUUUUUAAUUCCAUCUCGUGACAGGUGUAUUAUAGCUUUAACCCAGUCUUCAUGCUAGCAGAGCCGCUGAUGUUGGUCUCUACAGUUUUCUUCCUGUUUGCGGCUUGUGUAGCUUACCUGCAUAUUGAUGUUUCAAUACGCAAGCGAUAGAAAUCCAGCUGUUUCUCCAAGGUCUCCGGCCACUCUGCACUGACAUCUUUGUUGUCCUAGUUCGACAGCGAUUAAUGUCAUUUCCAUGUAUCUCAUGCAGCUUGGUAGACGUCUGCUUGACUUGGCUACUGGCAAAGUUGGAGCAAUUCAGGCAUAGGACUCAUGCAUUUACUGCAGGUUCUUUCUGAAUUUUUGUAGAAUGUUUUCGGACGGUAAAGAACCUUGCAUUGAGAUUGUACUUCUGGAUCCUCAACCCGUUAGGGGACCGUCGAACCAUGGUUGUUUCAAUACGUGAGGUAUUAGGACAGCAAGGAAAGCACUCUUAUUAUAUAAUAUCACAGUUUAGCAAACUGCUUACUCUGAAAUUUCUGUGAUUGGGACUUGGGAGUCCUGCUGAUGGUGGUUUUCAGUUUUGGGCAAUUCUAAUGUGAAGGAAGAAGUCAGAUUCUUGAUUGUGUUUUUUUAAUCACGAUCUUUAGAAGACGUCGAUAUACCUCAUCGAAUAUCAUGUGCGCAACAAUUUGGCUAUCCUGCUGACAAGGAUUGCAUUUUUUUUAUCUGUUUCAUGGGUUGGUCGAGUAUUGACUGGUGGUGAUUUAUAGGGCUCGUGAGCACAUAACGGCAUCAAUAGUGAUUCAUUGUUCACUCAGAUAGCUGAGAAUGCACGGUUCGUACUUAGUAACGAGCAUAGCCUGAUUCCGAACACUCAACACCCUGCCGAAAUGGUUGGAACUUAGUCGAUAACAAUCUGACAAAAUGAACUCGGAAACUGAAGAAAAAAAAUACUGAAGCAAUUUGUUUUUAACAAGCAAACCAGCAAGAAAUUUUCUAGGAGAUCAAACAAAUGGAAAAGAUAUAGGCGAGGAAAGCUCUCCAACGGCAACACAAAAUUUAAAAUAAAAGAUUACAAAGGUGAAUUGGAAAGGUCUUCAUUUUCCUGAGAAUUAAGAUCCACAAGUUGAAAGGGUAAAAAAUAGUAAACUGGAACAAACAUUUUUGUUCCCUCCAACUGUCACAGCCCCAAAACACAAAUUUCUGUUUGUAUAAACAAAUCACAGGAGGAAAAGAAGAAAAAAGAACACAGAAAGGAGAAAAGGUAGAGGAGAAACAACAAGGCAAAUUGGUGUCCUGCAAACAAACCAGCUACUGAUUAUUCAAUUCCCUGAUUCCCACCUUUCCUCGGGUGGGAUCAGAGGAUUGGUUCUCAUCAUUCAAACCUGUUUAGAGGAAGAACAAGAACAAAAUGGAAGCUUUAUUCAAGUAGUUGAGAUCAUUGUAUGCACAAUUACAUGUAAAAAAACAACACAAGAAAAACAAACAGCCAGCUCUUUCUCCUUCCCUGCAGAUUGGCAGCAGCGCUUGAAUCCGAGGGAUACUCGCAAAGUUUGCAUCUUUCCUUGGUUUUCUCAAAUGGGUGUCCAAGAAAAUGAUGAAAGGAUGGAGGGCUGGUUGUACACCAUUAGGUCCAAUAGGUUUGGUUUGCAAUUCUCCAGGAAGAGGUACUAUGUUCUUGAACAGAACUGUCUCAAGUGCUACAAGGCCAUUCCCACUUCAGAAAUUGAGGAAUUGACUAGAAGUGCAACUAUGGAUUCUUGCAUUCGGGUCACAGACAACGGAAGGGAGAACAUCAACAGAAAAGUCUUCUACAUCUUCACACUUUACAGUACCUUAAACCAUAAUGACCAGCUUAAGUUGGGAGCAAGUAGUUCAGAAGAAGCUGCAAGAUGGAUUUCUUCCCUAAAGAAUGCUCUCUUAAAGGAAUGUCCACAUCCAACACAGGACUUUGUGGCCAUCUCCAAGAGCAAGUGGCCUCCCUUAAGACUAAGUAUUUCAAGAAGAACAGAGUCAAAAAGGUCGAUAGACUAUUACUCAACAUUGCAUACUGAGGCAAUGACAUCUGAUGUCAUUGCACCCUCGCCUUGGAAAAUAUUUGGCUGUCAAAAUGGGUUGCGCCUUUUCAGAGAAGCCAAAGAUACAUGUUCGCAAGACGGGAGGUGGGAUGACAAUCCAGCAAUCAUGGGAGUUGGUGUGGUUGAUGCAACUUCAGAAGCCAUUUUCCGGUCUGUGAUGUCUCUUGGUCAAUCAAGAUCAGAAUGGGACUAUUGUUUCUAUAAAGGCAGUGUAGUCGAACAUCUGGAUGGUCAUACAGAUAUAAUCCAUAAGCAGCUCUACAGCGAGUGGCUCCCAUGGGGGAUGCGAAGAAGGGACUUGUUAUUGCGAAGAUAUUGGAGAAGAGAGGAUGACGGAACAUAUGUAAUUCUAUACCAUUCGGUAAUUCACAAGAAAUGUCCACCACAGAAGGGUUAUGUUCGAGCUUGCCUUAAAAGUGGUGGAUAUGUGAUCACUCCCGUAGAUGAAGGCAACCGCACGCUUGUAAAGCACAUGCUUGCCGCGGACUGGAGGUUCUGGAAACUCUACCUCCGUCCAGCUUCUGCCAAAUCAGUAACAAUCCGUAUGGUUGAAAGAGUUGCUGCACUGAGAGAGAUGUAUCGAGCCAAAGCAGGAAAAUGUCCCUUCUCCAGAGAACUGCAGCGCCCUCCUCGGAAGGUGUCCCUUACUAAACCCCAUGAAGCUACUCUAGAUGAAAACAGCCCUUUAGAUAACACACAGCUGAAUCAUGGUACUUCAACUGACGUGGAAUAUGGGAAGAAAAAGGGAUCCAUGUACACUAGCUUGGUGGCCCUCCACAAUUGCUCUGAUGAGUUCUUUGAUGUCCCUGACCAGGAACUCAAUGAAUUUGAUCACUCCGAGGUUGAGUGGUCUUCCUCAGAUACUCCGACAGCAUGUGCCCCGGAUAUAGACCACUCGCCUGCAUUCUCAUCUGCUGCUGGUCUUGUGAAGAAAUUGCAUGACCUUGCUGUUCAAAAGAAGGGCUAUGUUGAUUUACAAGAAGCAUCAGAAGACAAUAGUAACUUCUGUUCCUAUGGAUCAACUCUUCAAAAGGAUGCAAAUGGUUCUUGCCCAUGCAGUUGGUCAUCUGCUGAUCCUUCGACAUUCUUGAUCCGUGGCGAAAACUAUUUGAAAGACAACCAGAAGGUAAAGGCAAAAGGAACAAUGAUGCAGCUGGUAGGUGCAGAUUGGCUAAGAUCAGACCGGUGGGAGCAAGAUCUUGGAAGCCGCCCUAAUGGCAUUGUUCAGAAGUAUGCAUUACAGAAUCGACCAGAGUUCUUCUUCAUUGUCAACAUUCAGGUUCCUGGUGUUCCAGUUUACACCCUAGCCUUAUACUACAUGCUGAAAACUCCUUUGGAAGAACAACCAUUGUUGAACAGCUUUGUCAAUGGGGAUGAUGCUUAUAGAAACUCGAGGUUCAAGCUCAUUCCAUUCAUCCCAAAGGGAUCUUGGAUUGUGAAGCAGAGUGUUGGGAAGAAAUCGUGCUUGGUUGGUCAAGCGCUUGAAAUCCAUUACCACCGCGGCAAGAACUACUUGGAGCUUGCAAUUGAUGUUGGAUCAUCAACUGUUGCUAGAGGUGUGGUGAGUCUUGUUAAUGGUUACAUGACCAAUCUGGUCGUGGAAAUGGCAUUCCUAAUUCAGGCCAACACUGAGGAAGAACUGCCAGAGCUCCUGUUGGGAACAUGUCGACUCAACAAUCUCGACGUGGGAAAAGCAGUUGCUGUGUAAAUGACUGUUGUGACUGGGAAUCCUCUCAAGAUGUUUUAUGGGUGAUUGAGACUAACAUGGGGGAGACACUAUGAAUUCUGAAGAGGAGAUGAAUGAAGAAAGAGCAUUUCUGUGUCUCUGUUAUCUCUUGUAGGAUGUUGAGCUAACUGAUUAUUUGUAUGGCUGGUGGGUCCGUAUAAUACCUCUUUUGAGCUAACCAUUUCAGUAAGUUAUUACAAAAACAGUGUUAUAGUUGCCAACAUAAUUCUCUUGGGGUGGGACAAUUUUGUAUAUUCUCAAGAGAUCAUAUUUAGUUGAUUCCUAUAUGUUCUUGUUCAGUAUAAAGAGGAAGAUAUUGAAUGAUCUACCAUAUCAUCAGCUACAUAACCAUCCCAAACAAGAAAAAUACAGUUUUUGCCUUUAUUUCCACCAAACACCAUAUAUUAUUUAAUCAAAGUACAAAGUGAAGCCUUGCUCCAUCGCCUCAGCAUGUCUCCAAGGUUUACUAUGAAAGCUCUGUUCAACAUGAAAACAAAAAACAAAAGGCAAAAUACACUUGUAUAGUCAAAAUUUUGACGGUUUGGCCAAAUAUAGCCACGUUUGACGAAAUACCAAAAAUAGUCACUUCCGUCCAAUUGUUUGACGGUGUCAAGUAACGGGCUGAUUGGACUAACGAAAUUGCUGAGUUGGUAACGGUUAGUCAAUUGAACAUGUGAGGUGGAAAAUAAAAAUAAAUUAAAUAAAUAUUUUUUAUUUUCUCUCUCCCAUCUCUCUUCUUCCCCAGCCGAAACUCUCUAUCGUUUUCCUCUGACUCUUAAAAAAUCAAGAAUCUCCAAACUUUUCUUCAAGCCCUACUCCAAAUCCAUCUUCUUCUUCUCCAAAAAUCGAUCACACCAAAACCCACUAUAUCCCUAACUUGUAAAAUCCCAUUAUAUUCCAAACUUCCCACAAAUCCAUUUUCUUGUUCUCCUCUGUUUGGUGUCCGAUUGGGAAUCUUGAAAGUCUGAAAAUCAUUCGGCAAGGACUGGACUACAGGAACUGUUUUUUUCUAAUUGGGAUUCUACACGUAAAUGCCAUUGCUCCAUCAAUGGAUUCAUCCUCCUCCGGCCAGUUGUCGCCGUUCUUCACCCAACUCACUCAUUACAAUACAAAUGGGUGGGUACGGGUCAAUUUUUCGUCACCUACUGUAACAAUGAGUGGGUGGAUUUUGCUAAAAACCCACCCAUUGCUCAUCCCUGCUGCAUAUAAUAUAAGUUUGUUUUUUCUAAACAGAAAAGUGUAAAAAAAAAAAAAAAAGAUGAUGCACCUGACUGUAGGUGUACAAACAUAAAUCAGAGGGGGAGCCCUUAAAGGCUUAAACCAUGCAUUUAAGUCUUUAUAUAAAAGCUUGAUUAGGUGUUACCGUGUUAGUUUCAGACCUCUAACCCAUUUAAAAUUGGGUUAGUAUAAGUAAGCAGAACACCAAAUGUAACCAAACCAGGUCAUCAAUGAUAAUAAUAUCUCACAUACUAUUUACAUGACAUUUGUUGUUGUCCUAUCAUGUCCAUGUCUGGAGGGAUUUGCCACUAAUCAAAGCAACAACAAUGACUUAAUAACAAAAAUUAUUAUAAUUGUGCAACAAAUUAAUAAGCGAGAGUCAAUCAAAUUGGGGAGAGUGGAACAAAAAUUUGAAGAGAUUUGGAGGGAAGAAAAAAAAAAGGAAAAUGUAGGCUAUAUUUUUCAAUAAAUGCAUGCUUGAAGG
Linum trigynum is the source of this 6014-nucleotide messenger RNA. The record is from the annotation of a GenBank genome assembly. NCBI's taxonomy places the organism in Eukaryota, Viridiplantae, Streptophyta, Magnoliopsida, Malpighiales, Linaceae.